GGCGACGCGCAAAUAAUUGUUUCCACAGUACGGAAAAAAUUACAUAGUUAUGAUGUGUUGUUGCUCGCCGUGUUGAUUGUUUUCUAUCGACGGUACUUUCCAUGCACUCAUCCAUCCCAUAUGUAACGCCUUGCAUAUUUAGAAGAACGUGAUAUUUCAUUUUCAAUGUAGCUAUUGAAGCAACAUUGGGGAGUUCAAAACAUUGCUACUUGUCAGCGGUGAAAAGUUACUUGUCUUGCCGUGUAACGAGGUUGCCUCGUUUAAAGCGUUGCAUUCUGCAAAAAUGCAUGGGACAUGUACACAGAAUGACUAUCGUAUUAUUCAAUGAUGGCUAUCGAUCUGCUGUAUUAUAUCGACUUGAGACUUCUUGCCGCGCAACCUUAUAACUUCUAACAAGUAGUUAGGCUUAACGUGAUAAAAAUGUAUUUACAUUCGAAUCGCUUCUUGUAAAAAAAAAAGAAAAGAAGUAGAUGUGAUUGCUGAUCUGUGAGCUCACGUAUGUGAAUCGCAUUAGUUUUUUCUCCUGAGCUAUAAAUAUCGAAUAACUAUUCAUUCAUCAGUGAAUAUUAAUUAUAAACCUAUUUGAUUUGUCAAAAUAUUGUCGCCAUGAAUACUAGAAUUCCUUCACAAACUGGGCUUUAAAAGAACAUAUGACAUUUUAACAGCAAGGAUGUCGACUUCUUUGUUGAUAGUGUUUCUUCUGGCUCUGUUCACGGAUGGACUAGGGGUAGAACAGAGAUCAGCCAAUUGGGUGUCCGGUGCCUCAGGGGGAACGGAUCUGCUACUCUACAAAGGAGACGAAAAUAAAAAUGAAGCUCAUGAUGAAAGUCAUACAUUGUGUGCCUACCUGAUGACAAAUUUUAUAAAAGACUUCAAUGUAACAGCUGGACAUCAUUUAGACAAAGAAAAUAACACUCAGCACUGUACUAAGACCACCGAUUCCUGUUAUGCUUUAUUCCAAAUUGAUCCAAAGAACAAAAGCACAAUAUUUUUGGGUCAAGGAUGUUGGGACUCAUCUGGUUCAAAUUGUCAGCAGACACAAUGUGUGGCAGUCAAAAAGCCUACCACAGCAGCUAUUGAUACUAUGUUUUGCUGUUGUUCUGGAAAUUAUUGCAAUGCUAAUGCCUCAGUAGAUUAUGCAAGACCCACAGAACCAACCAUUACAACAUUCCCACCAUACAUGCCACUGCCGGUGCAGCUGGUACUCAUAGCUGCGCUUAUAAUUGUAUUAGCUCUCAUCAUUGCAAUCGGAUACAUCCUGUCCCGUAUAUACUGUACCAGCCCAAAAAGGAGCAAUGAGUCUCUUCACCUGAUGGAAGCACCCCCUCCCCCUCCAAACUAUGACUUGGACACUCUGCGAAUAGUUGAUGACAAAGCAAUUGGACAAGGAGGUUAUGGAUCCGUUUACCACGGAAGCUUGAAUGAGCACAGUGUUGCUGUGAAGAUUUUCUCUCACCAGAAUCAAGAUUUUUUUUAUAAUGAGCGAGAUAUCUACAUCUUGCCGCACAUGGAUCACACUUCAUUGGCAAAGUAUAUAGGAUCAAAAGAGAGAACUACUGAGGAUGGAAAGCCAGAAUACCUGCUUGUUGUUACUUAUUCUCCUCUAGGAUGUCUUCAGAAUUACCUGCGAGAUAAAACUCUUGACUGGAACCAUUUCUCUAAAAUGGCUCUAUCAAUAACCUGUGGACUUGCUCAUUUGCAUACUGAGAUUAAAAAAGCAGAUAAACUUAAGUACCCAAUAGCUCACAGAGACUUGACAUCUCGAAAUAUACUGGUGAAGCCUGACCUCAGUUGCAUGUUGUGUGACUUUGGUUUUGCAGUUUGCAUUUCUGGUUCUAAAUAUUUUAUGAAUGGUGAAGAACAUAUUGCAGAGAAAAAAUCUUUAGCUGAGGUUGGCACUCUCAGAUAUAUGGCUCCAGAAAUUCUUGAUGGCGCUGUAAAUCUUCGAGAUAUUGAAUCAUCUUUAAAACAAAUAGAUGUGUAUGCUCUUGGCUUAGUAUUGUGGGAAGUAGCAUCUAGAUGUACAGAUUUGUAUCAAGGCUUACCUCUGCAAGAUAUGCCUGAUUAUAAAUUGCCAUUUGAGGCCGAAAUUGGUAAUUCACCUACUAUGGAGCAAAUGCAAGUUCUAAUUUGCCAAAAGAAAGUGCGUCCAAGGUUCCCAGACAUAUGGAAAUCAAGCAAUCCUGCAAUUCGAUCCUUAAAAGAAACCAUUGAAGACUGUUGGGACCAAGAUGCAGAGGCUAGAUUAACAACUCUUUGUGUUGAAGAGCGUAUAGCUGAACUAAAAGUCACGUGGGAACGACACAAAGCUGGAACUGGCAUUAAUAGCAUAAGCCCAACACUCAAUACAAGUGAUGUGAAGAAGUCAUCUAAUUCCUUGAAAAAAUCAUUUGACAGCAAUAUUGAUUCCUUCGAAAAUAAUGACGAACUAAUUUGUCCUCGUGAUCGAGUCAAUAGUGUAUCUGAGUGCACUACUGAAACUUUGCUUUCGCCAUCUGAUGCUCUCAGCAAUGAAAUAAAUAACAAAAAUAGCCUGAUCAAGAAUAAUCCUUUAGUUACAAAAGUGACAGUUCCCUUGCAAAGUUUCCAAGGGCGUAACCCUUGCAUGGAACGAAAUUUGAUGCAGGAAGCAUCUGAUGAUCUAGCUGUGUAUGGCAAUAGUUUGAGUGAUCGUUCGUCAAAAUAUGCUGCCGACAACAGAAUUUAUUCUUAUUCCGAUGGAGACUUUAAUUAUGAUCAGCACAAUAACAUUGAAGAUGCAGAGCAUACUCCUAAUGGAACUGCCAUUCGCUGCAACAUUCCAUACGUUCAGAACCACGUUGGUUCUGGACCAACCAUUCCUAAAAAGUGCAAUACUGUGGGAAACAAAGGUUCAAAGGACUAUUUGAAUGUCAUGGAGAAGCGCAAAGGCUCGUUCAACAGCAAAAAGUUGGGCAUAACAGCAAGAAUAAGGAUGUUGUUAGAUUCAUACAUUCUGGAUCAUAAAACAACAGUCAGUAAUAUUUUGCCUGAAGAGCAGCAGCCAUUGAAAAACUCAGGAAUAUCAUCUCCUCUUACACCAAGUGAAUCUUAUGAUACACAGGGUCAGACAAAUCCAGUAGAUGUUUCGUGGCUCGUUACUAAUGGAAAAGAUGUUCCACUCUGUGCUGAUACAAAAAUUGUGAUGCCAAUAGAGGACUCCCUUUCAAAAAUUUCUGCAGAACUUUCAAAUUCAACUGUGGACCCCAUUUUAAAUGGCAGCAUUUCUACAUUGGAUGCCAGCGAAGAAAAUGAUUCCACCAAUGAAGGAACUGACGAAACAAAACUGAGUGAUAAAUUGAAACGUCCCACUACCUUGCCUGUGCAGUCAUUCAAAGAUGAUUUCGGGGACGAAAUAGAACUCGAUCUGUCGGAUUCCGACAUCUCGAAGGAAUUAAUGAAUGGAGAAUUAUCAAAUCCUGAUAUAUCUCAUGAUAAAACUGUGUCUAAUAUUCGCCGUAAAGGCAGCGGCAACCGUCAGAAAGUUGUGAAGAGGGUGAAGACUCCAUUCAGGAUUAACAAUCGAUUUUCAUUGCACGAUGAUACCAUCAUGUCCUCGCAUGAUCUAUUAUCGUCCAGUGGAACACAAGUAUUGUGUUCGGAGUUAAACAGUACUAAGUUUUCCGCAUCUGUUCCUUUAAACAUGAACACUCUUGGUUCUUCAGCUCAGAAUUCUUGCCAUGUGCCAUCAAAUCAAAAGGAAAAGGUUGAACUUAAUGAAAAUUCUAAAGCAAAGCCUUUGAAUGGUUUUCCUUUGCCUAUAAAGGUUCCUGUACAUCAGGCCCCGGUACAGAAUCAUUUAUUUUCAUUAUGUGACAUUUAACUUGGCGGUAUUGCUACUUCACCUCUUUUCAUUCUUUUUGUAGAUUAAUUCUGCAACAUCAUUUCAUGCCUAUCAAUGUGCAUUGCCUUUAUCCUAGCAAAGUUAGUACAAUUAUAUCUUGCUGUUCUUUCAAUUUAAUACUUAAAAAAUAUUUAAACAAGAUUUUUUUCAAAAAGUUAAAGAAAAAGACCAAAUUUUUGUAUGGUAAAAACUUGAUUAUCCGAGCUAUUUGGGACCGCUAGUGCUU
Uloborus diversus is the source of this 4088-nucleotide messenger RNA. RefSeq lists its product as uncharacterized. Gene Ontology annotation, cellular component: plasma membrane; signaling receptor complex. Lineage: Eukaryota; Metazoa; Arthropoda; Arachnida; Araneae; Uloboridae. Gene Ontology annotation, molecular function: ATP binding; transforming growth factor beta receptor activity. Gene Ontology annotation, biological process: protein phosphorylation; cellular response to growth factor stimulus; BMP signaling pathway. The record is from RefSeq and is a predicted model, not a curated record. Bases 671 to 3841 code for a protein of 1056 amino acids. The transcript has 11 exons.